AUGGGUUCUCUCGGUUCUGAGCCAAAACUCCCUUGGAACAAGACGCCUUGUGUCUUGAGCCCUCAGCUUAGUCGUGUUGCGGGAUGCAACAUUUACCUCAAGCUGGACAACCUUCAGCCCAGCGGCUCCUUCAAGUCUCGCGGAAUCGGUAACCUCAUGACCCGUGCUGUUGCCAACAGUGCCGGCGAUGUUCACUUCUACUGCUCCUCUGGGGGCAACGCUGGUCUUGCCUGUGCUACCUCGGCCGUUGCUCUGCAACGGCCUGCCACCAUUGUCAUCCCAUUGACAACGUCGAAGAUGAUGAAGAAUAAGCUUCUCGACCUUGGUGUUGAAGUCCACCAAACUGGCAAGAAUUUGGCUGCCGCCGAUGAGUACCUCCGGACGGAACUCCUCGCCAAGGACCCCAACGGUGUCUACGUCCCACCUUUUGACCAUCCGCAUGUGUGGGAUGGCGCCUCUACCAUCAUUCCCGAACUACGAGAGGAAAUGGACGAGCCUAUUGAUGCUAUUGUCUGCAGUGUGGGUGGUGGCGGUUUGUUCAACGGUCUCAUGCAAGGCAUCGAGAGUUUCCCCUGGUGCGGAUCCAAGCCCGAAGUUGUCGGUGUUGAAACUCUCGGUGCCGACAGUAUGAAUGCCUCGAUCAAGGCCAAUGCCCACAUCACUCUCCCAGAGAUUACAUCCAUUGCCACGUCGCUGGGCUGCUCACGUAUUUCUGCUGAGACGUGGAAAUGGUGUCAAUAUCCCAACAUUCACAGUCUGGUCGUCUCAGACGCGGACGCUGCCAUCAGCUGCGUCCGGUUUGCCGACGACGCCCGUCACCUUGUUGAAGUAUCUUGUGGAGCUGCGCUCGCCACCGUAUACAAGGGAGAUCUGCGGGAGACCCUAGGACGUGGUCUUACUGAUGCUGAAUGGGCUCAGAAGAACAUUGUCAUCAUCGUGUGCGGCGGCUCCGGCGUCACAUUGGGCAUUCUCGACCAGUACGUACAAGAGUACGGAAACAAGACGACCAUCAAGGUCUAG
Messenger RNA from Metarhizium robertsii ARSEF 23, 1020 nucleotides. Its product is annotated as Serine/threonine dehydratase, pyridoxal-phosphate-binding site. Gene Ontology annotation, molecular function: threonine deaminase activity; L-serine ammonia-lyase activity; pyridoxal phosphate binding. Lineage: Eukaryota; Fungi; Ascomycota; Sordariomycetes; Hypocreales; Clavicipitaceae. Gene Ontology annotation, biological process: L-threonine catabolic process; L-serine catabolic process. The transcript has 2 exons. Bases 1 to 1020 code for a protein of 339 amino acids. The record is from RefSeq and is a predicted model, not a curated record.